AUGGCAGCAGCAGCAACAGAGGGAAUCAAGGACCUCAAGUUGGAGGAGGCCAACGGCAAGGUCGCCGAGGGCGCCGCAGCCAACGGCGCGCCGGUGAAUGGCGACGCUGAGAGCGACGACGAUGAUGAGGGCGACGCUCCCGCCGACGGCGCCCCUACUGGAGAUGCGAAAAAGAAGAAGAAGAAGCCGAGAAAGAAGAAGAAGAAGGGAGGCGCCGGCGGUAGUGCAUCCAAACAGUCAGACCCGCCGCGCGUGCCCGUGUCGCAGCUGUUCCCCAAUGGCAUCUACCCUGAGGGCCAGAUCGAAGAAUACCGCGACGAGAAUCUGUACCGUACCACCAACGAGGAGAAGCGUCACCUGGACCGCAUGAACAAUGACUUUCUCAACGAGUACCGCCAGGGCGCUGAGGUCCACCGCCAGGUACGCCAGUGGGCUCAGAAGAACAUCAAACCUGGCAUGACCCUCACAGAGAUUGCCGAAGGCAUCGAGGACGGUGUGCGCUACCUGACUGGCCACCAAGGUCUUGAGGAGGGUGAUAACUUGAAGGGUGGAAUGGGCUUCCCUUGCGGUCUCAGCUUGAACCACUGCGCUGCGCACUACACACCCAAUGCCGGCAACAAGAUCGUUCUGCAGCACGAGGAUGUCAUGAAGGUCGAUUUCGGUGCCCAGAUCAACGGCAGAAUUGUCGAUAGUGCUUUUACUGUGGCUUUCGACCACAAGUACGACCCGCUGCUUCAGGCCGUGAAGGAGGCGACCAACACUGGCGAAGCCGGUAUUGACGUUCGUAUGUCUGACAUCGGUGCUGCUAUCCAGGAGGUCAUGGAGAGCUACGAAGUCGAGCUUGAUGGCCAAACACACCAGGUCAAGUGCAUCCGCAACCUUAACGGCCACAACAUCAACCAAUUUGAGAUCCACGGUGGAAAGAGCGUGCCGAUCGUCAAGGGCUCCGACCAGACCAAGAUGGAAGAGGGUGAAACCUUUGCCAUCGAAACGUUCGGAAGUACCGGAAAGGGUUACGUCCGGGACGAUAUGGAGACCUCGCACUACGCCAGGCGUGUCGACGCUCCCAAGGUGGCGCUGCGCGUCUCGUCGGCCAAGACGCUUCUCACCUCUAUUAACAAGAACUUCGGUACCCUGCCUUUCUGCCGCAGGUACCUGGACCGUCUUGGCCAUGAGAAGUACCUCCUUGGUCUCAACAACCUCGUUCAGAGUGGCAUCGUGGAGGCGUACCCUCCUCUGUGCGAUGUCAAGGGCUCCUACACUGCACAAUUCGAGCACACCAUCCUUCUUCGUCCCAAUGUCAAGGAGGUCAUCAGUCGGGGUGACGAUUACUGA
Molecule: messenger RNA, 1335 nt
Organism: Lasiodiplodia theobromae
Lineage: Eukaryota; Fungi; Ascomycota; Dothideomycetes; Botryosphaeriales; Botryosphaeriaceae
Product: Methionine type
Exons: 6
Coding region: 1-1335 (444 amino acids)
Biological process (GO): proteolysis
Molecular function (GO): metalloaminopeptidase activity
Source: RefSeq, a predicted model, not a curated record